AUGUGGAAACAUUCAUUCAGGCUUUUUAGGACUAUAAAUAGCCUGAGAAUCUCUCCAACCUCUUCAAAGAGAAUAAGAUCAACGCUUGAGAAGGCCACAUUUACGGCUAUUGGUGUAUUAUUAUAUCACAGUCUAGCUCCUUCUAAAGUUGAGUUAGGAUCAGAUUAUUUCACUAAGUAUAGGAUAUCUAAAAAGAAAACCAUCGAUGAAGACCACUUUUUCUUAGAGCUCUCUCCUUUGAUAUCUCAAAAAGUGAACUUAUGGUCGACUUUCGGGUCAAGUAAGUUAUGGUCUGUUCAAAUCAAGCAACCUGAAAUAAUGGUGGUCAGAAAUUAUACUCCUCUUCCGCUGAAAUUAAACGAUGAUGACGAAAUUGAAGUUCUUAAAGAUGGUGAAAACUGUGAUGGUAGACUUCUGUUUUAUAUUAAACAGUACAAGAAUGGUGAAGUCGCUAGAUGGUUGCAUAACCUGCCUGUGGGGCAGGUGGUUGAAUUGCGCGGUCCCUACGUGGACUAUGAAUUUCCCAAUGCUGAAUCGGACACAAAGAGAGGCAGGGAAUUUUUAUGGAAGAGUACAGAAUCUUCUGAGACUGAGAAAUUUCGUUAUCAACCCUUUGAUUUGUCGAUGUUCACCGCGGGGACUGGCAUUGUAACUGCUUUACAACUUCUCCUGACGGAAUCACCAUUUCGCGGUGAAAUACUGCUGUUCCACUCUUGCAGGGAAAAAUCAGAGCUUGGUCCUUUAUUACCUCUGUUGAAGAGAUUACAAGAGCAUGACCGAGUAAAACUCUAUUUAUUUGAAUCUUCAAAGGGCUGCGAUAUAAGGCAGCAAAUCAAAAAUGUGAAGGAAAUGAUUCCUGAACCCUCCGAAUACGUGCCAAAUUUGCCAUUUUUGAAGCCCGGAUCUGAUACUAUAAUCAAGCCUGUCUUAUCCUUGGUUUGUGGCCCAGACAGCUAUAUCAGCACAAUUGCAGGUGAUAAGUACGACUUGAGUCAGGGCCCCAUCAAAGGUCUUCUGGGCGAAAAAGGAUGGACUAAUUCAAAUGUUUACAAAUUGUCAUAA
Lachancea fermentati is the source of this 1062-nucleotide messenger RNA. NCBI's taxonomy places the organism in Eukaryota, Fungi, Ascomycota, Saccharomycetes, Saccharomycetales, Saccharomycetaceae. The record is from the annotation of a GenBank genome assembly.